Triticum turgidum subsp. durum (durum wheat) is the source of this 876-nucleotide messenger RNA. The record is from the annotation of a GenBank genome assembly. Lineage: Eukaryota; Viridiplantae; Streptophyta; Magnoliopsida; Poales; Poaceae.
AUGGAUGACAGAGCGGAAGAAUCGGGAGUCAUAUGGAAAGAUGCUCCCGAAUCAACAAUCCACGCGGAUGUACCUAAGGAUUGGCUCGAUGUGGCCACUGGAGGAUGCGUGGAUGCCCAUGAAUUUUUGAAUUUCUUGUUGAAUGAGAUUGUCGAUAUUCUGGAAAAAGAGUUUAGUACCGUGAAGGAUUCUCCUGAAAGCACAUCCCCUGGAAGGGCGGCAAAUGGGGAAGUUUAUCAUUUAGCCAAUGAAGUUCGAAGGGAGCCGCUGGUUACAUGGGUCCACAAGAAUUUUCAGGGUAUUUUGACCAAUGAAACAAAGUGCCUGAUGUGUGAGACUGUCACCGCAAAGGAUGAGACAUUUUUAGAUUUGAGCAUCGACAUUGAACAGAAUAGUUCACUAACAAGCUGCCUGAAGAGUUUCUUUUCCACCGAGAUUUUAAAUGCCGAGGACAAGUUUUUCUGUGACAACUGCUGCAGUUUGCAAGAAGCACAGAAGAGAAUGAAGAUAAAAAAGGCGCCGCAAAUAUUGGUGAUCCACUUAAAGCGCUUCAAGUUCAUUGAACAGCUGAGUCAGCACAAGAAACUGUCAUACCGAGUGGUAUACCCCAUGGAGCUGAAGCUGAGCAGUGCCUCUCAUGAUGUGGAUUGCGAAUACUCACUCUUUGCUGUGGUAGUCCACGUUGGGAACGCCGCCAACCACGGACAUUAUGUAAGCCAGAUUAAAAGCGGCGACCACUGGCUGUCAUUUGACGAUGACAGUGUCGACAAGAUUCAGGAGUCAACCCUGCAAACGUUCUAUGGUUCUUCUCGCGAAUAUUCUCGCAACAGCGAUCAUGGCUACAUCUUGUUCUAUGAGAGCGUAGCAAAGAGCUAG